Emiliania huxleyi CCMP1516 is the source of this 2490-nucleotide messenger RNA. RefSeq lists its product as hypothetical. Bases 1 to 2490 code for a protein of 829 amino acids. The transcript has 7 exons. Lineage: Eukaryota; Haptophyta; Isochrysidales; Noelaerhabdaceae. The record is from RefSeq and is a predicted model, not a curated record.
AUGCCGGCCCGGCUGAGGGCGGCGCUGCUGGUGCUGCUGGCACAAUGCCCUGCCGCGCAGGGCACGCCUUCGCCACCGCCGUACCCCCCGACGCCGGACUACGACUGUGAUGCCAUGACCGGACGCUCAGAGAUAGCGGGCGGCGAUAGCUGCUCGACUAUCGACAUUGAUACAGAGGGCCCCUGUGAUCUGUGGUAUCAGGAGACCUCUACUGCGGGCAAGUACAAGUUUUGCUACGGCCCGACAGCCGACGAGCCGGAUCAAUGCUCCAACAUCAAGCCCGCCGCCUCCCAGCCCGCCGCCGCCGUCGCCGCCGCCGCCGUCGCCGCCGCCGCCGUCGCCGCCGCCGCCAUCGCCUCCUCCGCCGUACCCGCCGCCCCCAUCCCCGCCGCCGCCCGCGCCGCCGCCGUCUCCGCCGCCGCCUUCUCCGCCGCCGCCGUCGCCGCCGCCGCCGUCGCCUCCGCCUCCAUCGCCGCCACCGCCGACACCGCCGCCGCCUACGGCGCCGCCGCCCAGCCCGCCGCCGCCUUCGCCGCCGCCACCGGCGCCAGCGCCGCCGUCGCCUCCGCCUCCGUCGCCAGCACCGCCCCCGCCGCCUCCCAGCCCGCCGCCUCCCUCGCCGCCGCCGCCCUCGCCGCCGCCGCCCUCGCCGCCGCCGCCCUCGCCACCACCGCCGUCGCCGCCACCGCCGUCGCCGCCGCCUCCCAGCCCGCCGCCGCCGUCGCCGCCGCCGCCGUCGCCGCCGCCGCCAUCGCCGCCGCCUCCGUCACCUCCUCCGCCCUCGCCGCCGCCCCCUUCACCGCCGCCGCCCUCGCCGCCGCCGUCGCCGCCGCCGCCGUCGCCCCCGCCUCCAUCGCCGCCACCGCCGUCGCCGCCACCGCCGUCGCCGCCGCCUCCCAGCCCGCCGCCGCCGUCGCCGCCGCCGCCGUCGCCGCCGCCGCCAUCGCCGCCGCCGCCCUCGCCGCCGCCGCCCUCGCCGCCGCCGCCCUCGCCACCACCGCCGUCGCCGCCACCGCCGUCGCCGCCGCCUCCCAGCCCGCCGCCGCCCUCGCCGCCACCUCCGUCGCCUCCGCCCCCGAGCCCACCGCCGCCGUCGCCGCCGCCGUCGCCGCCGCCGCCAUCACCGCCACCCUCGCCGCCGCCGUCUCCCCCGCCCCCUUCUCCACCACCCCCUUCUUCACCGCUGAGCUGGAUGGAGGUACUUGCACGGUGGUCAUCUGGCCGGAUGGCAGCUACAGCCCGCCGCGCUAUCUCAUCACCUGGUACAACCCGCCGAACGAUCAGCUGCUGGCAGAAGCCCCCGGUCGGAAUUCCAUAUCGGGGCUUGUGACCGAGGGCGAUGGUCCCGGUGAUUCGGCCUUUGUCACGAACAUUGUCGUCACGUUUACCAAAACCUACGUAGCUCAAGACGUGACUGGCGCAUCGCUGGAAGUCGAGGUCGACGACUCCAUCGACGAAGUGACCGAGGGCGUGGCCGACGAGCUGGCGAGUCUAGCCUCCUUCGGCCCCACCAUCGCCUCCGCCGAGCGCGCCGCCGUCAUCACCUCCAGGCCCGCGGUCGCCGCCGGCGUCACCGCCGGCGCCGCCGCCGCCGCCGCCGUCACCACCGCCACCUUCGCCGCCACCCCCUUUCUAUCCUCCCCAGAUCCCCGAUGGGGAUCCCCAGGCACCUCCGCCGCCACCGGUGGCUCCCCCACCUACACCGUCUCUGCCACCGGCGCCGCCGUCCCCCCCAACCUCUCCUCCUCCUUCCGCACCGGCGAGGCCGAUUUCCGCGGCGAAGAUGGUGCCACGUACAACAUGCUCAGCCACACCAACGUCAGCGUAAACGCCCUUUUCGAAGCGAGCGCAUUCCUCAUUUGGGGCGGUGUCAAGGUGCGCGGCUCCUUUGUCACCGAUGCCUUUUGGACCAUCAAGUCGAACCUCACAGGCGGCCCAGCCGCCUCCUUCGAGGACGUCUCGGUCUCGAUGUCGCGUCGCGGCAACGCCGAGGUGCUCGGCGUGCGCACUUGCGCGUGGCACAUCGAGGCGGUUGCACGGCUCAUCUGGCGCUCCACGACGCCAGGAAAGAAGCAGAUUGACUUGUCGUUUGCGCCGCUGCGCGACCCACUCUCGGGAACCGUGGCCGUGGCCCCUCACGGCCUCAUCGGCCAGUCGUACGACGGUGACGCGGUUGCGGUGGACGGCAAACAGGACCACUACAGGGAGCUGUGGAAAGCCCAGGGCAGCGGCAAGGAGCUCACAACGCAGGCGCAGGCCGAGGGCGCCAUUGAGGGUGAGGGCAAUGACUACCAGGUCGCGGACUUCUUCGCCACUGAGUUCAAGUACUCGCGCUUCGCUGGGAGCGCAGCUGCACCCCGGAACGUCGCUGCCCUCUCGGGCAACAAGCGGCAGCUCUCGUCGCAUCCUCAUUGGGGCUCCGCAUCAGGCAGCGUUGGUGACGACGCUCGUGACGAGGGAGAAGCUAUCUCCGUUGCCAAUGCGCGGUAA